This is a messenger RNA of Physella acuta, 732 nucleotides long. RefSeq names its product degenerin del-1-like. Lineage: Eukaryota; Metazoa; Mollusca; Gastropoda; Physidae. Gene Ontology annotation, biological process: sodium ion transmembrane transport. Gene Ontology annotation, molecular function: ligand-gated sodium channel activity. Gene Ontology annotation, cellular component: plasma membrane. The record is from RefSeq and is a predicted model, not a curated record.
UAUACUGUAGUAACGAGACGGAAAUGUGUGACAUGACUGGCACUAAAGAUGACGCCAAGACCGAGACAUGGACGAACCGGCAUUUUCCGGCUGGGCUGCUGCACAUCCUGUCCAAAUAUGCUGACACCUGUUCACUGACCGGCGUCGUGUUCAUCAAAUCCUCCAAGAGUUUGGGCGUCAAGUUGACGUGGGCGUGUCUUCUGCUGGUGGCGUUGUGUCUCAUGUCAUAUCACCUGUACAGUCUGUCCGCCACGUACCUGGAGUACAAGAAACAAACCAAGAUUGAUCUGACAUUCAGCAACCUCCAGUUCCCCGCCCUGACAAUCUGCAACGCUAAUCCUGUCCGUAUGUCUAUGACCUACAUGGCCAGUGAGGAUUUGAACUCGCUGAUAGACGCAACAGACCCGGCCAAAAUUCUGGAACUGGUUGAAGAAUGGGUACCUCCUGUAAACAGCCCUACUAUGAUACUGGUUAACGGUUCCUGGAUCUCAGCCCCUCCUGUGGAUCCCGGUAACUUUAUAGACAACAUCGACCUGAAGAUCAACAUCACCUUGCCGUGGGGCGACGACAUGUUAGAUGACACGGGGGAUGAAGACACUCAGAAUACACAGGUAACAAUGGGUUUAAUUUGUAUCAUCGAAUCUUCGUAAUUGGGUUUAACUUUUUAUCAUUUAGAUACACGUAUAUAACCUUACAAAGUUAAAUGUAACUGUCUCUAGCUAACCUGUUCUU